GUUUCGGUUUCCUUUCCUUUCGUAGAUAUAUACAUAAAGCGGUGACUUCUCUCUGGCGCAGCAGUCAUGGCUAGCUUGGUCGAGGCGUUGUCUAUGUUCGGGCUGGAAGAGGAGCUGACUUGCUCCAUCUGUUUGUGCCUUUUUCAGACGCCGGUCACUACGCCCUGCGGCCACAAUUUUUGCCUGCCAUGCCUGGAGAUGACCUGGAUGGAGUGCGAGGAAAAAUUCAGCUGUCCCCAGUGCAGAGCUUCUUUCGAAACCCGUCCAGAACUGAAGAAAAACACGGUGCUCUGCAAAGUGGUGGAGCAGUUCCAGAUCAGCCAAGAUGGCCUCUCCAAAGGGACGUGUGAGGAGAAACGGGAGAAAGCGGACACCAGCCCGACCAAGCCGAGGCCUCCCUCGCCAGUGCCCUGCGACAACUGCCUGGUGGUCGACGCGGCCAAGACCUGCCUCACCUGCAUGGCCUCCUUCUGCCAGGAACACCUGGGGCCCCACCUGGAGAGCCCAGCGUUUAAGAGCCACCAGUUGGUUCCACCCGUGAGGGAUCUUCAGCAGCAGAAGUGUCAGACCCAUUCCAAGCUCCUGGAGUUCUUCUGCCAGGAGCACCGACUCCCCAUCUGCAGUUUUUGCCUGCUUUCUCACAAGACCUGCUCCACUACCCCACUGAAAGAGGCCAAGGAAGCAAAGGAGUUGCAGCUGAAGAAGAGAUUAACAGAACUCUCUGCCUUGAAUGACAAGACUGCAAAGUCCUUGGAACAAGUACGAACGCAGCAAAAGCAACUCAGUAAUACCACUAGUCGGAAGCUGGAUUUGCUGAAAUCAGAAUUCCUAGAAAUAGUAGCUUUAAUUCAUGAAGAAGAGCAGAAUUCUUGGAAGAAAAUCAAAUCAGAAGAAAAAAGAGCCCUGGAUAAGUUUGAAUUUGUCCAUACAGUCCUGGGUAAGAAGAAGAAUGAAAUCCAGAUGGAAAGAGGUGAAAUUGAAGAGAUCUUGGCAGAGAUGGAUGACAUCACAUUUUUAAAGAGAGCAACAAAACUGCGACAGAUAUCCUUCAGCGAUGUAUUUGUUCCCAAAAUAGAGUUGGAUCAAAACCUGCUAGGCGCUGUUUAUCAGAAAACUUGUAACCUCAAAGAAGUUACAAAACGAUUUUUGAAUAUAACUCAGGAAGAGAAAAAAAAAGUUCCUUUAGGUAAUCCGGGCCCUAUUGUAAUCCCAUUGAAGCCACCCAUGGUGGAAGAGGUAUGCCUAGCAGCUGCAGGAAAAACUAUGAUCCAGUAUUGCUUGGAUGCAGAGCAGAGAGGUCGGCCUGCCAAGCGCUUGGGAAGUCCCAAGCAGAGAUCACAAAGCAGCAGCAAAGCUGAGACAAAGAGUGAAACAACAACUUUAGAUACUUUUUUAACAAAACCAAGAGAGGAGAUUCUGAAAUUUGCUACGCAAUUUACUCUGGAUCGCAACACGGCUCAUAAAAAUAUUGUAUUACUGGAGAAAUAUACCAAGAUGUCUGUCACGGAAACGGUACAGGAUUACAAACAGCACCCUCAGCGAUUUUUAAGCUUCUCCCAAGUGCUUUCUUUCCAGUGUUUCAAGAAUGGAAUCCAUUACUGGGAAGUUGACCUGGAGAAAAACAACUUCUGUGCUGUCGGCAUCUGCUACGGGAGCAUCCCAAGACGGGGCCCGGAAAGCCGCCUAGGACGCAAUAGCAGCUCCUGGUGCAUUGAAUGGGUCAACAAUAAGGUCUCAGCUUGGCACAAUAAUAAAGACACAUCUCUGCCCACCAGCAAAGCAACGAAGAUUGGUGUCCUUCUAAAUUAUGAUGGGGGUUUUGUUAUUUUCUUUGGUGUCACCGAGAAAAAAAUCUUCCCGCUCUAUAAAUUCAAAAUAGAAUUCACGGAAGCUGUCUAUUCUGCAUUCUGGGUGUUUUCUAAUGGAGCCACCAUUUCACUCUGCCAGCUGAAGUCAUAACAGGCUGUGCAGAAUGGCUUUGCCACCCACACAAAGACAUGCACCCACACUAUGCUAUGAUGUUGCUUUUCCACAGGUUUUCCACUUGCAUGAUGUCUACAAAAAUGUUUUAAUGUUAAGCUCUGUGCUUGGUUUUUGAAAAAUUCUUGGGUUAUUUGAUCAAUAUUUCAGUCCACUAACAGAGAGGUCCUUGAUAAAAUCAUUGGGAAAUUUGCCUAGAGGGUUCUUAGUCUUAGUGGACUGAAUCCAUCAGGCUUAAUGUUUGCCUCAUACCUCUGAGGUCUAAGCCAUAAUGGGAUAUGGGUGUAUAAAGUCUUCUUGGAACAGAGGCUGCCUUCAUUUCAUCUCCUGUUCUACUUUAGAAUAAGAAAUGCAGAAAAUGAAACUCAUCCAUUUUCAGGGACCCAGCUGUUAACUUCUUCACAGGCUGCACUGUUCACAGCUUUGAUUAGCUUCUCUUUCAUGUGGGCACUCUUCGCUUCCCAUGGGGUGAAAAUUUCAGGGGUGUUCUCUUAAUCUGCAUAGAAUUUGCUAUCAGAUUUGGCCAUAUGAACAGUAACCUCCGAAGGUCUUGUUUUUCAGAUGACUGAAAACAAAGCUGUGCUGGGAGGUGAUGAGUAUUUUUCAUUCUUCUACUAAAACACUAUGGAGAGAAGGGACAAAGUGGUACUUUGGUAGUACUGCUUGGAGGAAAACUGAUAAUAAAAAGACAGUAUUUUCAUUCCUGGAGCUCCUUUUUUAAGCCCAUGUUCCAUGGAUUUCUUUUCCUCCCUACCCUCUUUUCAGAUGCUCUGAAUAUGUUGGAAAAGCCAUUUUGUGCCAUCUGAUAAAUCCCUGUUUGCUUAACCUAGUUCUUCAGAAUUAUAUGUACUUAAACUAUGUACUUAAUUAUAUGUUCCUCAAUAGCUGUCCCAAUAGCUUUGAACAGUGUUCCUCAAGCAAGUUAGGCCCUGAAUAUUCUUGGCCAUGCUUGCCAGAAGGAAGUGGUUUUUUAAAAAAAAAUCAUCUGCUUAACCCAUGUUGAAAGUUGUUCUUUGAUUAUGGUUGACUAAGAUGAUGAGGUUCCUGUUCUUGUUUCUUGAAGGGCUACGUACCUUCACAGUGAUGUUCUAGUCUAGUGGAAGAUUAGGUAUAACAUCUGCAUCUAAUCUUUUAGAUUUUGUUCCGCUUGCUACUGCUUGUGGUAAUUAGAUUACUCUAAUUUCCUGCAUGCUGUUCACUGAGCAUAGCCUUUGAUCACAUUUGGCGGCGGUACCAAGGAUUGAAGAUCAUUUAAAGGACUUCCAUUAAGUGUGCAAAACCAUUCAGGGUGCCAUCUUUAAUUUCUGUCUGCAAGCUUCCCAGCUGGUAUUUCAGCUUCAGUAUGUCUUCUGUUUGCUUUUUAAAAAAAUAAGCAGUAGACUGGGAAGAUCCACAGAAAUUGGAAGUGAAAUGUUUUAGGAAACCCAGUUUUAGGCUUCUGAUAGUUUUCAUCCUGGGGCAGGGGAGACACCUAAUGGUACAUGGUUAUGACAAUUGUACAUCUAAGCCAUUGAGUACUUUGCUAUGCUUCCUCAUUCAUUAUAGGUAUUCUAAUUGGCAUUAGAAGAAUCUAUAACACAAAUGUAGUGGCUUAUGGAGCUGUCAGCUUUCAGAAGUAUUUCUGCUAGAAAGUGAAAAGAAGUAUCCUUAUGACAGACAUAAAUAAACUACAUUUUUGGCAAAUCUAGAUUUCUGCAGGACAUAAUUUGAGAUAAAAGGGAAAUCUGACUAAAGCAUUUUGAUUCAGUUGUAGUUUUAUGAUCAAGUAAAGGGCCCAGUUUCAGGACACUACUUGUUUUCUAAGUGUGUCUUUUAUGGCACAUUGCUGGAUUUUGAGAAAUGUUUUUAAAAGUUGAAUUACAGAGGCAUUAGGAAAAAGAUGCUCUGGAAGUUACUGAAUUGGAAUGGACGACUGCAAAAAAAUAAAAUGAGCAUUAUCCAUUCCUUAAGGUAACACGGGGGAAAAGGCUUAAGUAGGUAAUACAAGGUAUGAAGUUAAAAAUAAGAACGGAACAGUUCCAUGAAGGAAAGACAAUCUAUGUUGAGAUCAUGGCUGCAUGAAGGUGAGAAAAAUUGGCAUGAGAACCUGUGGUUUCUUCUGCAGUGUAACACGUUUCUUGAAGGGUGUGUGUGUACUAGGAUUGUCCCUCUGAGUCUUGUAUAGUUGAUGUUUCUCUUCAUGAAAAUGAGCUUCCUGGUUUUUGCAUUGUUCUUGAGAGCGUGUGCUCCCAUAGGAAGCAUCAGUGAAGCAUUCUUUCAACAAAUCACACUUAAAUUUAGACAUGUAUUUGUAAUUUUUUUAACAAACCCACAAAUCCUAAGGCAGAAUGUAUCCAACUACUUGUUAUCCAAAUAUUAUGUGGAUAGCAUUCUUGGUGGUAUCUUUGCUGGUAUCUAAAUGUCUUUAGGUUGUGGUUACAGUAGGUGACUCUAAUACUGAAGUCUUAAUGAUUAUAUUGGAAUCACCUAAUGAUCUUGAACUAUCUCUGAGAUUCUUUAAGAAUCUCUUUACAUAGUUUAUUUUUCAUUUAAAAUGUUUAUCCAGGCACAAUAUUGUCCUUUGGCUAAAAGUUGAUUCUUAGCCUUUGAUUCUUAUAUUACAAACCAGGUUUCUUUCAGAUCAGCCUCAAAUAAGGUUUUAUCUUAAAGCAAGUCAGCUCUUGGGAUAAUGUCAGUGGGUAGGAUCGAAGCCUCGGGAAGCAUAUGAUUUUCCCCUGGUUUUAACAAAAGAUAGCCAAAUUGCAUGUUUUCACUUUAAAAUUGUGUGUCAUUUGGUUCUAUAUCUCCAGUGGUCAUAUUUGCAUUAUUACAUCAUUAACUCUUGUAAUGUAGCCUGUGGCUUAAUAUUUUUUGCUCAGCUUUUCAGAGAUACAGGAGCAAUAUUAUGAACAAUUACAAUUAUGAGCACUACAAAACUUUGGGGAAAUGCUUUCUAUGAGACCUUUGCAGAAAUGUUCAGCUUGCUACAUUAUGGUGUGUUAUCUUGACAGUAACAUAUACAGCUUGUGUUUUUAUUUUAAAUUGUAAGGAAAAAAACUUCUGUAGUUUGCAUUAACAAAUAGUGGCCUCAAAAUUUCAAGAUAGUGAAGCUGUUUAUGAUUUCUGCUAAAGUCUUUACCUUGCUUCAUUAAGAAUCAGCCUGUUGUCUCCCUAACUAUAAAAAUAUAAUGUGAUGAACCUCAUUGCCCUGUCUUUCAAUGAAUCUGUACUUUUUAAAUUAAAAUCAAUAAAGUUUAUCAUGGUU
Messenger RNA from Pseudonaja textilis, 5224 nucleotides. NCBI's taxonomy places the organism in Eukaryota, Metazoa, Chordata, Lepidosauria, Squamata, Elapidae. The record is from RefSeq and is a predicted model, not a curated record.